Molecule: messenger RNA, 2157 nt
Organism: Rana temporaria (common frog)
Lineage: Eukaryota; Metazoa; Chordata; Amphibia; Anura; Ranidae
Product: gastrula zinc finger protein XlCGF57.1-like
Exons: 3
Coding region: 108-1547 (479 amino acids)
Biological process (GO): regulation of cytokine production; negative regulation of transcription by RNA polymerase II; regulation of immune system process
Source: RefSeq, a predicted model, not a curated record
CACAGGAAGGUCACACCAUCCCCCACCAUCAUCAGAGUGGAAAUUUCGGGGAUUACAAUAUUGUGGUUAAAGAAGAGUAUAAAGAGGAGGAUCGGGAGUAUGGAGUGAUGGAGUAUUUAGAAGGACACAAGGAUGUCCCGAUGGAGAAUCAGCCGCCCCUCAUAUCACUGGAUGGAUGUGAUGUUGGGAAUUCCUCAGAGGGGCCCCGGAUUUCAUCUGUAGAUUAUGAAGGAGAAGAUAAAUUAAUCAAAACCAAAUCUCGGGGAGAAAAGUCUUAUUUGUGCCCGGAGUGCGGUCAAAGUUUUAAACGAAAAGAUAGUCUGCGAAGACACGUUAGACGUCACAGCGGCGAGACUUUUCCCUGUGAAGAGUGCGGGAAAUGUUUUUUGCAGAAAUACAAACUCACAGAACACCUGAGAAAGCACACUGGGGAAAAGCUGCAUACUUGUACAAAGUGUGGGAAAGGUUUUUUACAGAAAUGUAAACUCGUGAGACACCUGAGAACGCACUCCGAUGGCAUUCCGUAUACCUGUCCAGAGUGCGGCCUGAGCUUCAAUCAGAAAAGUGAUUUUUGGAUCCAUCAGAGAGUCCACAAAUUCAAGAGUUUUUUGUCGUGUUCGGAGUGCGGGAUUUUUUUUGAUACUCAAACUGAACUUACCAUACACCAGAGAGUCCACGCCGGUAAGGAGAUCUUUUCCUGCUCGGAGUGUGGGAAAGUGUGUGUGAGUAAAUCCCGUCUUAUUGUACACCAGAGAAGCCACACCGGUGAGAAGCCCUUUUCAUGCUCCCAAUGCCAGAAAGCAUUCGUAGUAAAGUCAGAACUUACCAUCCACCAGAGAAGUCACACCGGCGAGGUGCCGUUUUCAUGCCCGGAGUGCGGGAAAGGUUUCACACGACACGGGAACUUAACAAAUCACUUGAAAGUCCACACUGGGGAGAAGCCGUACUCCUGCCCUGAGUGCGAGAAAUCCUUCAGCCGGAGAGCUGAACUUGUUAUGCACCUGAGCGAUCACACUGGAGAUUAUCGUUUUACAUGCUCGGGGUGUGGGAAAGGUUUCUCUCAUAAAGGAAAACUCCACGUACACGAGAGAACUCACAAGGGUUUCACACAACAGGGGAACUUAACUAAUGGCAUGGAGGCCCACACUCAGGAAAAGUUGUUUUCCUGUCCAGAGUGUAAGAAAUCCUUCACCCAGAGGAAUGAAUUUGUUAUGCACUUGAGCUCUCACACGGAGUAUAAUCCUUUUUCAUGCUCAGUGUGCGGGAAAGGUUUCUCUCAUAGAGGAGAACUUUACAUACACGAGAGAAUGCAUGAGGGUUUCACACAGCAAGGAAACUCAACUAACGACAUGAACGUUCACAUUCGGGAGAAGCCUUUCUCCUGUCCGGAGUGCGAGAAAUCCUUCAGCCGGAGAAAUGAUCUUGUUAUGCACCUGAGCGUUCACACGGGGGAUUAUCCUUUUUCAUGUUCAGUGUGCGGGAAAGGUUUCUCUCAUAAAGGAAAACUUCACGUACAUGAGAGAACUCACAAGAGUAAGCAACCUUAACCCCGUUCAGAGUGCGGAAAAACUUACCUGGAAAAUUCACAUCUUCUUCAACACCUAAGAAGCAAAACAAAAAAAGUGGUGGGGGGGGUGUUGCCAGGAUCUGAGGCCGGGCUGACUUUAUUCUGCUACAGACCAAGACACUAUAUUGGAGAAUCCUGCUCCUGUAACUUGAGCACCUUUCCCACGCCUUGAUCAUGUCUCCCAGCAAGCUGAAAUCCACCAAACCAAGAUAUCAUUACAACUGGCUCCACUGAACCUCAAGUAAAAGCUUUGCAAGACAAAUUGGUUGACACUGAGCAUAGGCUCCGCUGCAAUAAUCUUUUGAGUGCUGACCAUACCAAAGAAGGCAGGAAGGACCCAUACCUGCUGAAUUCGCUGAGAUUUUCCUAACUACCUUAAUGGACCUGACAGAUCUUCCACUGACCUUUGUGGUUGAGAGAGUGCACCACGUUCCUUUGGCACCUCCAUUGCCGGUAGUCCUGAGACCCUUCCCUUCCCGGAUUAUGUUGUAGUGAAGAAGUCUAGUGGGGAGCCAAUCGACGUAUUGGUUUCGACGUGAACGUAAAUUACGUCCACCCCUAUUUGCAAACGACUUACGCAAACAACGUAA